UUUGCAUUCAAUGAUGAGGCUCUCAGAACAAAUGCUAGACAUGGAAAUGGCAAACUACAGUGAAGUUUUAGAUCCGACGUAUACGGCACUGGAGUUCGAAACUAUGCAGAUUCUGUAUAAUGGCAACGACAGUUUAGGAGAAGCUGUCAACAUGAAUGCUGCUGACAACGGGGUCAGUAGUCUCUGUGCAAUAUGUGGAGACCGAGCGACCGGAAAACAUUAUGGUGCUUCCAGCUGUGAUGGAUGCAAGGGAUUCUUUAGACGCAGUAUACGGAAAAAUCACGUCUAUACAUGCAGAUUCAACCGGCAAUGUAUUGUUGACAAGGACAAAAGGAAUCAAUGCAGAUAUUGUCGUUUAAAAAAGUGUUUUGGAGGAGGAAGGAAAAAAAAAGCUGUACAAAAUGAACGGGACAGGAUAAGUACGAGAAGAAACACCUUUGAUGGCUGCAACAUUCCCUCUAUUAGCACAUUGUCACAAGCUGAGGCACUCUCCCGUCAGAUCUCAAUCUCCAGUCCUGGUGCUAGCACUGACAUAAAUGUUAAGAAAAUUGCUGGUAUUAGUGAUGUCUGUGAAUCUAUGAAGCAACAACUUUUGGUCCUGGUGGAAUGGGCUAAAUAUAUUCCAGGCUUCUGUGAAUUACCACUGGAUGACCAGGUUGCCCUGCUAAGAGCACAUGCUGGGGAACACCUGUUGCUUGGAGCAGCAAAACGGUCCAUGGCAUAUAAGGACAUUUUACUUUUAGGCAACAAUUACAUAAUCCAUCGCAACAGUACUGAAGUAGAGAUCAGCCGAGUGGCAAAUCGGAUUCUAGAUGAACUAGUUCGACCCUUCCAGGAAAUUCAAAUAGAUGACAAUGAGUACGCCUGCUUGAAAGCGAUUGUGUUUUUUGAUCCAGAUGCAAAGGGCCUGAGUAAUCCAAUGAAGAUUAAGAACAUGCGGUUCCAAGUCCAAAUCAGUUUAGAGGAUUAUAUUAAUGACCGUCAGUAUGACUCCCGAGGAAGAUUUGGAGAACUUCUGCUUCUACUGCCUACACUCCAGAGCAUCACUUGGCAAAUGAUUGAGCAAAUACAAUUGGUUAAAUUAUUUGGAAUUGUUAAAAUUGACAGUUUGCUUCAGGAAAUGUUACUGGGAGGUACUUCUAAUGAUGCCAGUCAUCUGCAUCAUCCAGUACAUCCUCACUUAGCCCAAGAUCCAUUAACUGGCCAAACUAUCCUCAUAAGUUCAAUGUCUGCUCCUGUACAUACAGAACAGAUUUCAACUCCAGAAACUCCAUUACCUUCCCCUCCUCAAGGCUCUGGGCAAGAAUACAAAAUGUCUACAAAUCAGGCUUCAGUCAUUGCACAGCAAUCGAUUUUGAAACAAAAACCAUUGUGA
Molecule: messenger RNA, 1375 nt
Organism: Pygoscelis adeliae (Adelie penguin)
Lineage: Eukaryota; Metazoa; Chordata; Aves; Sphenisciformes; Spheniscidae
Gene: HNF4G
Product: hepatocyte nuclear factor 4, gamma
Exons: 10
Coding region: 11-1375 (454 amino acids)
Biological process (GO): cell differentiation; anatomical structure development; regulation of transcription by RNA polymerase II
Molecular function (GO): RNA polymerase II cis-regulatory region sequence-specific DNA binding; nuclear receptor activity; zinc ion binding
Source: RefSeq, a predicted model, not a curated record